Messenger RNA from Sporisorium graminicola, 1233 nucleotides. RefSeq lists its product as uncharacterized. Lineage: Eukaryota; Fungi; Basidiomycota; Ustilaginomycetes; Ustilaginales; Ustilaginaceae. The transcript has a single exon. Bases 1 to 1233 code for a protein of 410 amino acids. The record is from RefSeq and is a predicted model, not a curated record.
AUGACCGACUGGAGCUCGCCCGCAGUCAUGGCGCAAGCCUUCUACGCCGCCACGGCACUCAUGUGGCUCUGCAUCGGCAUCUUCGGCUACGACACGCUCCAGUACCUCCCCUUCGACCUCUCGAUCAUCUUUGGCAAACGACAGCGACGAUGGCCGCAACUUCCUUACCUGCUCAGCAAGCUAUCUACCUGGUCGUACCUGAUCUCGAUCAUUGUGCUUGUCAUCACUGACACCGAGAUCGACUGCAGGGGCACGCUAUACGCCAUUGAGGCGCAGAUGGGCCUUAUCACUGUAUCGUCUUCGAUGCUGCUUGCGUUCCGGGCCGUGUGCGUUUUCGGCGGUAGGACGCGAAAGACCGUGUCGGUGCUAUUGGGCGUGAUGACGUUGGGUCUACUCGCGGCCUGGAUGGAGGGGGUCAACGACAUCGAAGCCGCCUGGGUAGCGGGCGGCGGCAACAUGUGGCAGGAAGGAGCGUGCACGUUUACGCACAUGUCCAAGCAGUAUGCGAUCAAGUACAUUGUGACCAUCAUCUAUGACUUUGUCGUCAUGGCGCUCACGGUGGUAGGCGUGAUCCGCAUGAACGGCGGCUCUCGCAUCGGCGCGGUUCUCGUCAAGCAAGGGUUUCAGUACUUCCUCGCCACGUUCCUCAUCAACUCGCUCGUGGCCGGGUUGACGCUAGCUAAUCUCAACCCAGUCAUGUCGCUCGUCUGCGCCAUCCCGAGUGCCACCGUCUGCGUCAUGUGCUCGACACGCCUCUACGUGCACCUCGCCGACGAAGCCAAACCCAAUGCAGACGGCGUCGAUUCUUUGCAGCUCAACCCGUCGUCGCUCAGCGGCUCGAGUGUCGAAAAGUUGACCCGUUUCUUCAAGCGUUCGAGCCAACUGCACUCUUCGCUGGCCACCCGAAGCACUGCAUCGUCCAAAGAUGCCACUGCUGUUCACUCGCAUGGCGUCGCCUCGUUGAGCUACGGUGUGCAGAAGGAUGUCCACUCGUCUGCGGACGUCAAGAGCUUUGGCACGACAACUUCGCACGAUGAUCUCGAGGCGCAGAAUGAUGGUCGUAACAAAGGCGCUGCUGGGAUCGUUAACAUUAUUGAAGAGCGCACGGUCACGCAAGAGCCCAUGCCGGAACAUUUGGCGGGAGUACUGUACGGUCAAGAGUCGAACACUGCUGGUGGAAGCGGCGUCGACGACACGGUCCAAGGUCACUUUCCGCGUUUGAGCAAGCCGUAG